Molecule: messenger RNA, 7338 nt
Organism: Homo sapiens (human)
Lineage: Eukaryota; Metazoa; Chordata; Mammalia; Primates; Hominidae
Gene: CCDC7
Product: coiled-coil domain containing 7
Exons: 30
Coding region: 310-3255 (981 amino acids)
Source: RefSeq, a predicted model, not a curated record
AACGGCCCCAUCCGGCGCCGGCGGCGGGUGCCCGGCGGUCUUUGCUGCCGCCCGGGGGCGCAGAGGCCGGGCCUUUUCUUUCAGCACAAACGUCAGUUUGUAAAAGGGAGGUGCUGGAGUCUGAGGAGUUUUCAGGCUUCCGUCUCGAAGGAAGUCUGGCAGGCUCGGAAUUGUCAUCUUCCUCAGGCAAAUAGUUUUUCACCUUAGAGCCAGCAAGGCCAAACCGCCCAGUCACCCGACUUCCCACAGUCUCAGCAGGGAGGAAUAAGUUUUUUUCAUCUGUAAUUUGGAAGCCAAGUCAGUAACAAAAUGAAACCAGUAAAGCAUCUGUUGACCACCAGUAACAAAUCGGCAAAUGUUCCAGCAUUAACUACUAAAAAAGGACUACAUAAUUUACCAUUAUCACCUGAGCUAAAGGAAAAACAUAAUGCAAAAUUAAUUCAUGAUAAAAUUGAACCAAUGGUCCUAAGAUCUCCACCAACAGGAGAAUCCAUUUUACGGUAUGCUUUGCCCAUUCCAUCGAGUAAGACAAAGAACUUACUACCAGAAGAUGAAAUGAUCGGAAAAAUUAUCAAACAUCUGAAGAUGGUUGUUUCCACUUUGGAAGAAACCUAUGGACAUUGCGAUCAGAAUGGAGAAGAACCAUUUGUAAAGCAUGAACAUGAAGAAUUAUCUUUAUCUGUUGGGGAUGAUAUGAAUUCAUUCUUGACAUAUUGUUCGCAAUUUGCAGCUCAGCUAGAAGAAGCACUUAAAGAAGAACAAAAUAUUUUGGAAUCUCUUUUUAAGUGGUUUCAGUGGCAGGUCAAUCAGAUGGAAGAAAUAAGUAAAGAUCAAACUCUUUUACAAGCAGAGCCUCCAAAACCUGACAAAACAGUCAUUUUAAAUAUUGCAGAAAUAGUAAGGCUUGUACAAAGAUUUGAAGAACUGAAGAAUCGCCUUAAACAGAGGUCUAAAUCCUCCGUGAAAGUCAUGUUGUCUAAAACUAUGGAUAAAGAAAAUCGACCAGAAGCAGUGAAAAGUUGUGAAGCUCUGGCACAGAAAAUUGAAGAAUUCUUAGAAGCCCACUCAACUGAUGAAUUUAAAGAUGUUUCUGCAACAGAACCACAAACUGCUCAUUCAAUGACUAAUCGAUUUAAUGCCAUGUUGAAAGUAUUUGAAAACCAGGCAAAUAUGUUGGAGAGAGCUGUAAAUGAUCAAGUUUUGUUAGAUGCUGAAUACAAACAGAUGCAGUGUGAUUUUCAGUUGUUAUCAGAAGAGAAGUUGGUGCUGGAAAAUGAACUACAAAAGUUGAAGGACAAAGAGAAAACUAAGCCUACAAAUAAUCGAACAAAGAAAGCUGUGAAAACAGUGAAGAAAAAAGACAAAGGAAAAUCUGAGGAUUCAGAAAAGAAGAUGUCUCCAGAAAAAGAGUUUAAAAUAAAAGAAGAUUUGGAUCAAGUACAGAAAGUAGCACGUCUGGAAAUUGAGAACAAAGUCCUUCAGGAGCAAUUGAAACAGGCUUUACAGGAAGCUGAAAAAGCUAAGCAUCAACUUAACUAUUUCCUAAAUCAAGAGAAGUUACUUAAAAGUGAGGGGAAAACUGAGACAACAAUGCAAGUGGGUAAUAGUCAAACAAAAGUUAAAGGUGAAGAUUCAAAAAAUAUACCAUUGGAGAAAGAAACAAGAAAAUCACUGGUUUCAGAUUCAGGUGGACAAAGGACAAGUGAUAAAAUCCAAGAAUAUCCACAGAUCACUGCCCAAAGCGGAAGACUGAUUGAAAAGAGCUCAGAGAAGAAACGAUCUAGCCCUGCUAUUUCAGAUCUUUCACAGAUCCUUAAGUCUCAAGAUGAAUCAGCAUUUUUAGAGAGUUCAAAUGAAGUUUCAGUUGCUGAAAACCAAUCCUAUAAAUCUCCAUCAGAGACCCAUGAUAAAUCACUUACAACAGUAUCAUCCAGCAAAGAAGUUCAAGAUUCACUGUCUGUUGGAACAUUGGCUCAAAAAAACGAAACAGUGAUAUCACCAUUCAUUUUACCUCCUGUUCUUACAGAAAGUAAAAAGGCUGAUGUUUCAGAAGAACAAUUACAAAAGAUGACUGAAGAACAAACUUACCAAGCAGCAGAAAAAUCUCAAGCUGACAGUGAAGUUCCAGAUGAAAAUCUUAUGGUUGAAAAUAAAGAUUCAGUAACAAAAGUCCAAAUAGAACAAAUGAAACAAAGAACUUCUAGUAUGGAAAGACAUGAGGAGACUCUUACAACCCCACAAUUGCCUGAGGACAUGGUUUUAGUUUCAAGAAUCCAAUCUGAAACUAAAAAUCUUAAAGCUACCAGAAAUGAGAGUUUUCAUUCUCAUAAUGAUGUACCAGAAGAAAAUCUUAUGCUUGAACAAGACACAAAGUCAAAAACGGAAGUAGAAGUAAAGAAACAAAAAUCUUUCCAAGAUAAUCAACUCAGUACUCAUAAUGAAGUACCAAAUGAAAGGCUUGUAGUUGAGCAUCAAGAAUCAUUGUCAAAAACCAAAUUACAAAUAAAGAAACAAGAAACUUCUACAGAGCAACCACUCACCACUCCUGAUAAAGAACCAAAUGAAAAUCUUAUACUUAGGCAUCAAGACUCAAUGUCAAAAUCAGAAAUGCAAGUGAAGGAACAAAGAACUCUCAAAGGGCAAAGAAUUAUUACUCAUGAUGAAGAACCAGGCAAAAAUCUUGUGCUUGAACAUCAAGAUUCAGUGUCAAAACUGGAAAUGCAAAUUGAAAAAACCAAAAAACUUCCUAGAGAGAAAAGACAUAGUACUCAUGAUGAAGAAUCAGGUGAAAAUCCUAUGCUUAAACAUCAAGAUUCAGUGUCAAAAAUCCAAGUGCAAUUAGAGAUUCAAGAAACUUCUGAAGGAGAAGGACGUAGCAUACCAGAUAAAAAUUCUAUGUUUGUUCAUCAAGAUUCAGUGUCAAAACUCCAAAUGCAAGAAAAGAAAAAAAUAACUCCUGGAAGGGAAAGGCGUAAUACUCGUAUUGUAGUACCAAAUGAAAAUGUGAUUUCUGUUCAUCAAGAUUCAAAGUCAAAACUCCAAAUGCAAGAAAAGAAACAAAUAAAUUCUGGAGUGGAAAGACACAAGACGUUUCCUUUAGAAAUCAAAAAAAAGGAUAUAUCACUUGAACAUCUGUUGCCUGAGGAGAAAGUUUUAUUAUCAAGAAGCGAAUCUCAAACGAAGAAACUUCAAGCUAAAGUAACUUCAAGAAAAAGAAAACAAUUGACUUUUGAGGAGAAGACCCAAGAUGGCUGACCAGACACAGCCAGGAAGAGCAUCUCCCACUGAGAGACCAGACCAUCAAGAAGACGGACACACUCUGAGCAUGUCUUUGGAAGGACGGCAUUGAGAGUGGACAGAGGGAGGAUGUAGACCCUGGGCUGAAGGAGUAGGAAGCUGGGAAGCCUGCACAGGGCUGCCAAGCAUCAGGACUCAUUCUUGGUCCCCAGAAAUUUUUGGGGAAAGGGUGAGUUAAAUAGGUGAGGAGUGGUCUUAUCUCACCAUGCACCUCCAGAAUCCUAGCUGCAGAAGACCCUAUUGUCCUGAUAGACAUUUGAGCUGGCAGGGAGAGCUGCUUUAAGAGGUGGCAGGGACAGGGGUCUAGGCUGUGUGGAUUCCAGAGGGUUUGGCGCUGCAAUGACUACAGUGGAGCAUGGCCAGCGAUGCCCAUCCCUCAAGGCUUGCCAUGCUUCUCUAGGUGGCUUUGACCUUUGUUAACUGUCAGGCCUGGACAAAGCAGAGCUGUCAGUGACAUCGGGCCAAUCUUAUCUGCACACCUCCCUGUCUGCCAGCCUCUCCUGGGGUCCCUGCCUGGCUAUGUCUACUUGCAACACAGUCUCCAAUGCCCAAUUGUGGUGCUUCCUGGUGGCCACUGCCAUGGUGCCUUUGCCAGCAGACCUCGGCUAACCAUCAGAAAGCUUCUGCAGAGGGACCCCACCAAUGUGCACCCACCUGCAGCCUCCUCGCACCACUUUGUCAUUGUGCACUAACUUUCAGCCUCCCCUCAAUGCUUUGCCAGCAUGUGCACAUGGAUGCCAUCAGGCCACAGCUGGCAUGCGCACACAAGGACCCCAUAGCACCACUGCUGGCAUGCAUCUGCAGACAGCACUACGCUGCUGCCUUGUCACAGCCAGCACAUGCACAUGUGCAGAAUCCACAGUGCUGCUGCCUAGUCACCACUGGCACAUGCGGGGACCCUGCUGUCACCACCACCCUGACAAAGCACUUUGCUGGGACCCCCCCAACUGAGUGUUGUUGCCAGCAGACUGGGAGACCCUUGGCCCCUGCAAGCAUAGCAGGUGUUUAACCUCAAGGAGCCAGAGAGAAAAGCCACAGGCCUGGCCCCAUAGGAAGAAGAUUGAAACUGGACCCCCCUUCCUUUCACCACAUGUAAAAAUCAACCCAAGAUGGAUCAAAGACUUAAAUGUAAAACCUACAACUAUAAAAACCCUAGAAGGAAACCUAGGAAAUACCCUUCUGGACACAUGCCCUGGCAAAGAUUUCAUAACAAAGACCCCAAAAGCAUUGCAACAGAAACAAAAAUUGACAAGUGGAAUCUAAUUAAAUUAAGGAGCUUCUGCACAAGAAAAGAAACUAUCAACAGAGUAAAGAGACGACCUAUAGAAUGGGAGAGAAUAUGCACAAACUAUGCAUCCAACAAAGGUCUAGUAUCCAGCAUCUAUAUGGAACUCAAAUCAAUAAGCAAAAAACAACCCCAUUAAAAAAUGAGCAAAAGACAUGAACAGACACUUCUCAAAAGAACACAUACAUGCGGCCAACAAGCAUAUGAAAAAAAUGCUUAACAUCUCUAAUCAUUAGAGAAAUUCAAAUCAAAACCACAAUGAGAUACCAUCUCAUACCAGUCAGAAUGGCCAUUGUUAAAAAGUAAAAAAUAACAGAUCCUAGUGAGGUUGUAGAGAAAAGGGAAGGCUUAUACACUGCUGGUUGGAAUGUAAAUUAGUUCAGCCACUCUGGGAAGCAGUUUAGAGAUUGGUUCUCAAAGAACUUAAAACAGAGCUACCAUUUGACCCAGGAACCCCAUUACUGGUUAUAUAGCCAAAGGAAUAUAAAUCAUCCUACCAUAAAGACACAUGCAUGUGCAUGUUCAUCACAGCACUAUUGACAAUAGCAAAGACAUAGAGUCAACAAAGAUGCCUAUCAACAGUGGACUGGAUAAAGAAAAUGUGGUACAUAUAUAUCAUAGAAUACUAUGCAGCCAUAAAAAGAAUGAACUCAUGUCCUUUGCAGCAACAUGGACAGAGCUAGCAGCCAUUAUCCUAAGCAAAUUAAUGCAGGAACAGAAAACCAAAUACCACAUGUUCUCACUUAUAAGUGGGAGCUAAAUAUUGAGCUCACAUGAACACAAAGAAGGGAACAAUAGACACUGGGGCCUACUUGAGGGUGGAGAAUGGGUGGAGGUGAGGAUCAAAAAACUAUCAGGUAAUAUGCUGUCACUACCUGGGUGACAAAAUAAUUUGUACACCUAACUCCCAUGACACACAAUUUACCCAUCUAACAGACCUCCACAUGUACCCAAAAUAAUAGAAAAAAAAAGUAAAACAUGUAACUUUUGUACAUUAACCUUGUAUCCUGCAACCUUGCCAUAACUGCUAGUCUGACAAUUCCAACAUCCCUGUUGUAUCUGAAUUUAGUUGUAAUGCUUGCUCUGUCUCUUCACUUUUUUUUGUCUGUUAGUGUGCAUUGUAAUAUUUUAUUAAAAGCCAGACAUGAUAUACUAGGAAAAGAAACUCCAGUAAAUGGGUCUCUAAUUUUGUGGCGAAUAAGUAUGAGGGAAAAAAAGUCUUCUAUAAUCUUAUGGUUAGAUCUCAAUCUUUUGGUGAUCCUGUGUCCCUGGACUAUGAACUUCUCCAGUGCUUCUCAGUUUUUUCCCUUCUUAUGUGGGGCAGGAUGGCUAGACGGGGCUGGAGUUGGGUAUUUCCCUUCAUGUAGGCUUGUUAGGCUCUGAUAAAACCCUAGUCGGUUUGGCUCUGGUAAAAAGUACGUGUCCUGAGAGCAGACCUUGUUAAGAAGAACAGACUGCUCUGGCAUAUUUUGAAGUGGUUCCUUUUUCCUUUCCCUCUCUUAGGAACAUAAAGGGAUUUUUUUCUCCACUAUUCAUUGUGAGAACCUGGUACAGCUCCUGGAGGCAAAACUCACAAAAGUGUGGAAACUCCCUAUAACUGAGCCUCCUUGGUGGUUUUAUCCUUCAGACGUGUCCUCACUGAGGUUCCAGCAAUUCACUAAUUGCAAUUCAGGUUUUCUUAUCCUGGUUAAAAAGGUUUCUGCUUCAUUAAGUUGUGAUUCCCUAUCUUUACCUGUUUCUCCAGUUUUGGGGGCAGCAGUUUGCCCUGUGACGUCUUUUCUAUGAAGUAUCUAAGAAGAGUUAUUUUUCAACUUGUUCAGCUUUUUACUUGUUGUUAGGAUGGAGUGACAGUUUCUGAGAUUUUUACAUGUUAGACUGGAAAUUGGAAGGUCCGUUUAAAAAAUUUUUUAUCUUCCUUACCUCAGAAAAGGUAUUUAUCUCUUCAUUGCUCUCUUUUGGACUGGUGACUUAUAGCAUCCUUCCAUUUGUGUCAGUCAUUUAUCUUAUUUUAAUAAUUUAAACUUUUUUCUAAAAUAUGUAUACCAUAAGAGAAUCAAGUAAUAAAUUCAUUUGUUUAAUAACUAGGUAUAUCUAUGAAAUAGCAGAUUUUCACGUAUACACUGAGGAGAACUAUUGUCUUUAUUUUUAUGCUUUAAGUAUGUACUAUAUUUUAAUAUGUCAGUGCAACUUACUGUGGACAUGUGAUUGUUACAAAAAUUAGAGAAAAUAUUUUUGUCCAGUUAAACAAUAUAUAGUUUGUCUUUCUUUUAUAGUGAACUACAAAAGUAUCUCUUGUUCAGAACUUGAAUAUGUAUUGAAUGAAAUACCAAAAUGAAAAUAUUUGAGAGCAAGUAUUCUUUUUAAAGUUUACUUUUUAAACAGUGUUUACUACAAAAUAUGUUACAGGUAAUUUCAUAAGACUUACGUGUAAAUUUUAACAAAUAAGCAUGAAGCAAAACUAGGAUAACCACCACUUAGGUCAAGAAAUAGAGUUCUACUCUCACAUAAAAUCUUCAGUGUAUCUCUCACAAUUUCCUCCAUCCUCACAGUGGCAAUAGUUAUAUUGAUUUUAAGAUAACAGUUUUCUUGUUUCCUCUUAUUUUGGUCAAAACAUAUGUAAUUGCCAAUAUUCAACUAUUUUUGACCUAUAAGAAAAUGACAAAUUCAUGUGGUUCAACCUAAUAGUUUUACCAUUUCAGUAUGUAAUUAUAAUAUAAUUUUUGAAGAUUUUAAGAAUAAAUAAUUCUCUAAAUAUC